This is a messenger RNA of Dovyalis caffra, 3357 nucleotides long. Lineage: Eukaryota; Viridiplantae; Streptophyta; Magnoliopsida; Malpighiales; Salicaceae. The record is from the annotation of a GenBank genome assembly.
AUGCGCACCUCCUUCAUCUCUUCCUCGUUGAUCACGGCACUAUUCUUGCUCUUAUCCUGCGCUCCCCUCCAGUUGUCUUCCGCCACUAUUCCUAGCCGUAGGAUCCUUCAUCAACCAUUCCUCCCACAAGACUCCAUUCCUCCCACUGAACCUCCAUCCCCUGCUCCACCUUCUCCACCAUCAACACCUCCUCAAAUCCCAUUUUCCCUUUCGACCCCUAACCAAUCCCCCUUUUUCCCUUCAUACCCUUCCCCUCCACCCCCUCCUUCCCCUACUGCAUUUGCAACUUUCCCUGCCAACAUCUCCUCUCUUAUCCUCCCUCAGUCUUCUAAGCCCAAACCCACUUCCCAAAAACUCCUCGUCGUCGCUAUCUCUGCUGUCAUCUCCGCUCUCGUUGUCUUGGGCAUCAUUGUCUUUUACUACGCUCGCCGCCGGAGAUACCGCAGCAACUUUUCCGACGACAAGACUUACACCGGAUCCAAUUACAGUAGCAGGCAGUACCAAGUAAAUGCAGAUACGAGAACAAGUAGUAACACUAAUAAUAACGGCCAUAAGCUAAGAACUACUUCAACUAGUUCCGAGUUUCUCUACCUGGGCACUUUAGUAAAUUCAAGGAGGCUAGAUGAAAGCUCCAAUGACAACACUAACGUCGGGUCGGACCGUCAGAAACUGGAGUCUCCGGAGCUCCGCCCUCUUCCACCGCUCAACAGGGAGAAUUCGAGGCAGAAUUAUGGAAGUGGAGAAGUUGGGUGUAAUAAUAAUAAUGAUACUAAUAGGGAUGGGGAUGAGGAGGAGGAUGAAGAGGAGUUUUACUCACCGCGAGGAUCCUCAGGCGGUAGAGAGAGUUCCAGCGGGACAGGAUCCGGGUCUAGAAGAGUGUUUGCUGCUGCUGCUGUAGGUUUUGAUGCAAAAAGUAUUGAUUCUUCGAGCUCGUAUUCGUCUUCCACUUCAGCUUCUCCUGCUCGGUCUCGGUCUCUCAGUAUUUCUCCGCCAGUAAGUUUGAGUCCCGGACCAAAAUCGCCGGAGUCUGGAACUCUACUUGCUGCUCAAUCUACACCACCACCACCAAUAAUGGAUGUUCAUAACGAGAGGGAAUCUUCUUCUUCUGCUUCAUCUCCAGAUGGUUCGCCUAGAAUAACUCUAAAUUUGGAAAGAAAUGUGCUGUCGUCGGCUUCUACUUCUCCUAGAGUGUUGACUGAUUUGGAUCGAAAAAAUGUGAUUAUGCGAUCUCCAUCUUUAUCUCCAGCUAGAAUAUUGAAUAAUUUGGUCCAAAAUAGACCGUCCAGCUCACCAUCUUCAGUUUCUAGUUCGCCUGGUAGAGUAUUGAACGAUUUGGCUCGGUUUAAUGUGCGUUCUCCGUCGUUGUCAUCUGUUUCUACAUCGCCUGAUAGAGUUUUGGAGAAGACCCCAUCACCAAAAAUAUCGAUUGAUUUGGAUCAAAAUGUGCAGUCUCCUUCACUAUCUGCUGCUUCUACUUCACCAGAAAGAGGUUUCGAUAAGAGCCCACCUGCAUCUCCAAUAGUUUCAAACGUUUUGGAUCGUAUUGAGAUGUCUCCUUCGUUGUCUGCCGUGAAGAGCUCAUUUUCAUCUCCCAGAAUUUCGAAUGUUUCGGAUCAUACUAAGAUGUCUCCUACAUUAUUGUCUUCAGCUUCUUCUUCGCCGGAUAGAAAGAGCCCAGAUUUGUCACCAAGAAUGACUUCUAGAGUUUUGAGUCUAAAUGCAAGAAUUAGUAAUGUUUUAGAGCAGCCUAUGUCAAUUCCACCACCACCACCACCACCACCACCUCCACCUCCACCUCCGCCAAUGCUGCAACCACAAAGGCAAUGGGAAUCUCCCGGUGUUGAUUCUGCAGCAUCAACGCCAACAGACCAGCCAAUUUCAAAGCCUCCAGCGCUUAUACCCCCCUCAAGGUCUUUUGUAUUACAAAGCACAACCAAUGUAUCGCCAAUGGAGUUGCCUCCCAGUUCUAAAAUUGUGGAGGAUGCCGAGGAUACUCCUAAACCAAAGUUAAAGCCCUUGCAUUGGGAUAAAGUUAGAGCAAGCUCUGAUCGCGAAAUGGUUUGGGAUCAUCUGAGGUCAAGCUCUUUUAAAUUGAACGAGGAAAUGAUUGAAACAUUGUUUGUCGUUAAUACGCCAAAACCAAAGCCAACUACUCCUCAUUCAGUUGGUCCAACAUCCAACCAAGAGAAUAGGGUACUUGAUCCCAAAAAGGCGCAGAACAUUGCAAUUUUGCUCAGGGCACUCAAUGUGACAAUUGAGGAAGUUUGUGAAGGCCUUUUAGAAGGCAAUGUUGAUAUUCUUGGAACUGAGCUUCUAGAAAGUUUAUUGAAGAUGGCUCCUACCAAAGAAGAAGAGCGAAAACUUAAAGAAUACAAAGACGAUUCUCCAACCAAGCUUGGUCAUGCUGAGAAAUUCCUGAAGGCAGUACUUGAUGUACCUUUUGCAUUUAAACGAGUGGAUGCAAUGCUUUAUGUGGCCAAUUUUGAAUCUGAAAUUGAGUACCUCAAAAAGUCCUUUGAAACUCUAGAGGCAUCCUGUGAAGAACUGAGAAAUAGCAGGAUGUUUUUGAAACUUUUAGAAGCUGUGCUGAAGACAGGGAAUCGCAUGAAUGUUGGCACCAACCGUGGUGAUGCCCAUGCCUUCAAGCUCGACACGCUCCUCAAGCUUGUUGAUGUGAAGGGUGCAGAUGGCAAGACCACACUCUUGCAUUUUGUUGUACAGGAAAUUAUAAGAACGGAAGGUGCUCGUCUUUCUGGUGCUAACCAAACUCCAAACUCCACUUCCAGUGAAGAUGCCAAGUGUAGGAAGCUCGGCCUGCAAGUUGUUUCUAGUCUCAGUUCAGAGCUCACCAAUGUGAAGAAAGCAGCUGCUAUGGAUUCUGAUGUGCUUAGCAGUGAUGUCUCCAAGCUUUCUAGAGGCAUUGAUAAUAUCAGCGAGGUGGUGCGAUUAAAUGAAACAUUGGGGAUGGUGGAAAGCAGUCAGAAAUUUUCGGAGUCAAUGACCAGGUUCAUGAAAAUGGCUGAGGAGGAGAUUAUAAAGAUUCAAGCCCAAGAAAGUGUUGCUUUGUCACUAGUAAAGGAGAUCACUGAGUACUUCCAUGGCAAUUCAUCCAAGGAAGAGGCUCACCCCUUCAGAAUCUUCAUGGUGGUGAGAGACUUUCUUAGAGUUCUUGAUCGUGUCUGCAAAGAAGUUGGUAUGAUAAAUGAGCGAACAAUUGUUAGUUCUGCCCAUAAAUUUCCAGUUCCGGUAAAUCCAAUGCUCCCAGUUCCUGUAAAUCCAACGCUGCCACAGGUUUUUUCUGGACCCAAUGCAAGGAAGCAGUAUAAUUCCUCUGAUGAUGAGAGCGCAUCUCCUUGA